UCGGCCAGCGAGGCACAGCUCGGAGCGGCCGGCCCUCUCUCCCUCCCCCACCCCCCCCUGCUGCCUGCAUGCAUGUACUGUCCCCCGGCUCCAGCCAGCAGCCAGGCCCACACGGAGAGCAGCAGCAGGCGGACAGGCAGCCAGGCAGGCGAGAGCACAGCGCGCUGAAUGCAGCACUCAACUUCAUACUACAAAAGGGCUGCUGACAGGAGGCACAAUGGUUUCAGACUAACAGGGAUGCCAAAAGAAAAAUAUGACCCUCCUGAUCCUCGCAGAAUUUAUACCAUCAUGUCAGCAGAGGAGGUGGCCAAUGGAAAGAAGUCUCACUGGGAUGAAUUGGAGAUUUCUGGUAGGGUGCGGAGCUUGAGUACAUCACUCUGGACUUUGACGCAUCUUACAGUGCUCCACCUCAGUGAUAAUAACCUCUCUCGUAUUCCACCUGAUAUUGCCAAGCUCCAAAAUCUGGUUUAUUUGGACCUUUCAUCCAAUAAGCUCAGAAAUUUACCAGCAGAGCUAGGGAACGUAGUGUCUCUCAGGGAAUUGCUUUUAAAUAACAAUCUGUUACGGGUUUUACCUUAUGAACUGGGGCGACUGUUUAGGCUUCAGACCCUGGGGUUAAAAGGCAACCCUUUACCACAGGAAAUCCUUAGUCUAUACCAAGAACCGGAUGGGAUCCGAAAGCUACUGAAUUACAUGCUUGACAAUCUACAAGUUCAUCCAGAACAGCUGCCUCACAGACCAUGGAUAACAUUAAAAGAACGAGACCAAAUUCUUCCCUCAGUUUCAUUCACAGUUAUGUGCUUCAAUGUGCUGUGUGAUAAAUAUGCUACUCGGCAGCUCUAUGGCUACUGUCCCUCCUGGGCGUUAAGCUGGGAAUACAGGAAGAAAGGAAUAAUGGAUGAAAUAGUCAGCUGUGAUGCCGAUAUCAUCAGUCUUCAGGAAGUUGAAACCGAGCAAUACUAUGCCCUUUUCCUGCCAGAAUUAAAGGGACGUGGAUAUGAUGGUUUCUUUUCUCCAAAGUCACGUGCCAAAAUAAUGUCGGAACAAGAACGGAAGCACGUGGACGGUUGUGCAAUAUUCUUCAGGACAGAUAAAUUUACACUGGUGCAAAAGCACACAGUUGAAUUUAACCAGGUAGCCAUGGCGAAUUCUGAAGGUUCUGAAGCCAUGCUGAACAGGGUGAUGACAAAAGACAACAUAGGUGUCACAGUGUUGUUGGAAGUUCAUAAAGAAGCCUCUGGGGGAGGAAUGAAACCACAUCAUGCAGGUGAAAAGCAGCUUCUGAUGGUAGCAAAUGCCCAUAUGCACUGGGACCCAGAGUACUCUGACGUUAAGCUUAUCCAGACCAUGAUGUUUGUCUCUGAAUUGAAAAGCAUUAUUGAAAAGGCAGCAAUUAGGCCUGGAAGUCCAACUCCUGACCCAAGCUCUAUACCCUUUGUGUUGUGUGCUGAUCUCAACUCAUUGCCAGAUUCAGGUGUGGUGGAAUAUCUGACUAAUGGGGUUGUAGCAGACAAUCACAAAGACUUUAAGGAGCUGCGCUACAAUGAGUGUCUCACAAACUUCAGCUGCAAUGGGAAGAAUGGGACCCCGGAUGGAAGAAUUACACACGGCUUCCAGCUGAAGAGCGCCUAUGAAAACAACUUGAUGCCUUACACCAAUUACACCUUUGAUUUCAAAGGUGUUAUUGACUACAUCUUCUAUUCCAAGACACACAUGGACGUGCUUGGUGUCCUUGGGCCUUUAGAUCCUCAGUGGAUGGCGGAAAACAACAUAGCCGGCUGCCCCCAUCCCCAUAUCCCUUCUGACCACUUCUCACUGUUAACGCAGCUGGAACUCCACCCUCCACUUCUGCCUCUUAUCAAUGGGGUUCACUUGCCAAGCAGGAGGUAGUGUCGGCUUAUGGCUGGGCACUUGUUCUCAUGGACCUGUACAGCUGUAAAAGCAAGUCUGUAGGAGUGAAGUAUGGCCAACGUUAAGCUGCUUUUUCACGGCUCCCCUUCUGUCAGUGCCGUGAUUCUGCGUCUUGAUGCAGGGAGGCAUUUUGUGGCAUUAGAGCUGGUACAAAAGGGGUUCUCCCAACUUUUUUCCUUUUUUUUUUUCUCUCUUUUUAAGGAUGCUUACUUUUUAUUUUCAUCAUGCCUGCAUUUUUGUUCCUUCACAUGUAUGAGAUUUCUAUUUGUAAAUUUAGAAGACCAGAUAGAAAAGUAACCCCAGAACUACCUUUUUGUAUGUGUGCACACAUUACAUUAAUUUGUCUCCAUAUUAGUUCAUUUAUGGACCUCUGCCCAGUUCUUAACUGCCCCUUAAUGUCUCAAAACUGUCACCUAAAUUUAGAAACUUUGAAGAAAUUAUAUUUUUUUUUUUUUUUUUUUUUUUUAAUUGAUUUUACCCUGCUAUUUAAAGAAUAAAUUAACUUUGGUCCAGAGGUUUUGCACAAUUAGGCAUGUUUAUUGCAAUUUUUUGCAUAUUACCUCUGCCACCUUUUUAAUUACUGAACUCCUGAAUGUAUGGGGGGGAAGGGCGUUGUGUUGGAUAAAUACACCUUUAGUCUUUACGUACUAUUGGAUGACCACUAGUCUUAGGUUUUUACCUUGUGUGACCAUUUUCAUUUACCAUGACUAUCGGAUUUCAAAAGGAACCCAAAGCAUUUUGUAUGUUGGUAGCUUAUGAUUUACUUUUUUUUUUUUUUUUUUUUUUUUUUUAU
Molecule: messenger RNA, 2704 nt
Organism: Pelobates fuscus (common spadefoot toad)
Lineage: Eukaryota; Metazoa; Chordata; Amphibia; Anura; Pelobatidae
Gene: CNOT6L
Product: CCR4-NOT transcription complex subunit 6 like
Exons: 13
Coding region: 169-1890 (573 amino acids)
Biological process (GO): nuclear-transcribed mRNA poly(A) tail shortening
Cellular component (GO): nucleus; CCR4-NOT complex; cytoplasm
Molecular function (GO): protein binding; poly(A)-specific ribonuclease activity
Source: RefSeq, a predicted model, not a curated record